Molecule: messenger RNA, 900 nt
Organism: Saccostrea cuccullata (small rock oyster)
Lineage: Eukaryota; Metazoa; Mollusca; Bivalvia; Ostreida; Ostreidae
Product: amiloride-sensitive sodium channel subunit alpha-like
Exons: 3
Coding region: 76-900 (274 amino acids)
Biological process (GO): sodium ion transmembrane transport
Cellular component (GO): plasma membrane
Molecular function (GO): ligand-gated sodium channel activity
Source: RefSeq, a predicted model, not a curated record
UUCUUAUAUCAUUUAUCUUAUUAAUUUACAUAGAAAAUAGAGUUCAUAUUUGAAAUAUUGAAGAGGACACUCAUAAUGGAAAGGCUCCGAAAACACAUUCAGAAAAUCGUAGAUAAACGAAAAGCUAAAAAAGAGAAAUAUGAUUCAGUGAAGGAUGUCUUUCACUCACUGGGCGUUCAAACAAGUCUACACGGCAUUCCAAGAAUUCUCUCAUCCAAGCACUGGUAUCAACGAGGUCUUUGGACGUGUCUGGUUCUGGUGACAUUUGGAUUUUUGGUACACCAGAUUUAUCAACUGGUUGACGAAUACACCAACUAUCCUAUUAAAACAAAAGUAUCUAUGAAGAGGGAUACUCUGCGAUUCCCUGCUGUCUCUCUCUGCAACAUGAAUCCAGUGAAAUAUUCAUCGUUAUCACUUAUCAAUGGAUCUGAGCUCAAAAAUAUUAUAGACCCUGUACCCGAAGAGAGGAAAGUAUCAAAUCUAAAUAAUAUUGCCAACGAAGAGGUAACAAGUGCGAGUCCAUUUCGGACGACAAGUUUAACAAGUUCGAGUCCACUCUGGACGACAAGUUCCCAUGAUAAUGGAAGUACAAACCAUUCGGACUACAGCUAUUAUGAUGAUGACUGGUAUUAUUGGUGGUGGUGGGACUAUUGGUUCAAUGAUUAUUAUUUAGAUCUCAAUAGUGACCAAGAUGAUUCCUAUCGUCAAUCAGCCAGCGACUUUGGAGAUUAUCUGGAGAAUCAAAGGGCCUGGGAAAACGAUGAAUGGAGCGAAAAAAUUGAAUAUUUUAAAUACCUCUUCCAAAACCAGUCAAAGGACACCCGGAAAGAAUUGGGACAUUUGAUUAAAGACAUGCUAAUAUCUUGUUCCUUUAAUGGAAAGAAAUGCUCAGCAGAGUAA